AUGACUCAAGAAAUAAAGGAGGCAAUCCUGCAGGUAUUACCUACAUUAGCAGAGGAUACCCUGUCUUUGCUGCUGACCAGACUUAACAGCAUUGGCGUGGACCGCAAGUCGGAUUUGAAAUAUGUGAAGGAGGAGGAUCUUCCAUGCAGACUGGAUUCAUCCUCCUCAUCCUUCUCAUCCAGCCCAACCAGCACAAAUAGCAGCACCAGCACAGUCGACAUAGACUCUUGGCCAGACUGUUUUAAAGUUCCUUGGGGCAAAAUGCCUCAUGCCAUAUCAAUGGCUGUGCAUUCACAAAAGCGCCCAGCUCCAAGAGACCGAAGAGAAAUGGUAGUAGAUGAAAUGAGGGUGAUUGAAGCCAAUCCUUCUAAAUCUGAUUGCUUUUCUGUUGCUAAGAAAAUAGUUAGACAGUAUCCCAAGAGCUUUGCCGAUGUCUUGAAAGAUGGCACUAAAAUUGGAAGUGGAUAUGCUUCCCUUGUCAAUCAGAUUAAAUCCAGGGUUGAACACCUGAAUAGGGACAAUGUUACAGCAAGACGCCGGAGAGGAAAAACACUGCCAAGCUCAUCCACCACCAAGAGCACCAAAGGACCAUCAGAUCAAUAUGGGUGUAUCAGUUGGCAGCCUGAGUGUCCUACUGGGGAAACUGAAGACAGCCUUAAGGGAAAAAAAGAACAAAUGCAAGAGAUGUUUUCAAGAGAAGGUCCAGUGGGGGGAGAGAGAGGAUGUGUCGACCAGCUAAUGCAUGUUACAUCCUACCUGCAACGUAAGUCUAUCAACGCAAGUCCACCUCACACAAUUGCUGAGCUUAGAAAAGAUUGGCCAUAUCUCUUCACUCAGAAAGGCCUCUACAGUCACUUUCAGCAUCUUACUGACAUAAUGGAGGGAUCCUGGAAAAAAUGGAGGAUCCUCCAGUUUUUUAAGCCAAAGCAAUUGAAGCAGGUGCUGUCCAUGUUUGAGGCCAGUGGGUCUACCGUAGUUGGACCUUGUGUUAUCCUGUGCUUAAUGGCACACUUCAAAGAGAACCCAGAUGGACUACUGUUACAAGUUGAUGAAACAGCCACUCCUGCAGACGUGGAGAGAUUGCCUUUACCAGAUGCUCCAAGAUUAGUUAUUCAAGGGAACAAAUUUGUUUCCAACAAAUGGAUGCUAACCAUCGAAAAACAAGUGGUGAUGACUCCACAUUCAAGCUUCACUGCAGGCCUGGCCACUUUGUUUGCAACCUUCUAUACCUUGGCUCUAUACCAAGAGGAGGCUUCAUGUGUCCUUGAAUUCAUCCAAAGGUGCUUUGUGGGAAUCAACCCAGACACCGGCUCCAAGGCUUCAAGUGGAAAGAAAAAACGUCACACAAUCAAUGUAAAUGUCUGCACUCUUUUAUGCAAGCUCAUGGACUUUGACUGGCUUGGUUUUUAGGCACUCGCAAAGCCACUCUCUCAUUUUCUAAAUGUUUUUUCCAGGCGUUUAUUGCUUUUGGUAACAUUCAUCUUGUUUUAAAAAUCCACUCAUGGACUUUGACUGGCUUGGUUUUUAGGCACUCACAAUGUUUUUCCAAUGUUCAAUUUUCAGAUGUUUAUUGCUUUUGCUAACAUUCAGCAUUCUUGUUUUAAAAAUCCACAUAAUGUUUUGUCAUUGUAAGUGCGUGCUACCAACCCCAGAAUGUUUGUCCGGUUUGUGGUGUAUUGGCUGCGUUAAAAGCCCUAUUGGCGGCAGGAAAAACAAUGAGAAUUGGUGCAACAUAGACCGAAUUAGUGGCCCGCCAGCUAAAGCUAGGACACUUUCCUUAAGUUUCACUCAAAGUGCCCCAUCAGGUUAGCCUUAGCUACCGGGUCAUUAUUUCGGUCUAUGUUGUCCCAAAUGUUGUUAUUGUUUUUUCUACAGAUAGCACUAUACUAAGUGACGUUAAACAGCAGGGCUAUGGAUCGAAUAUUCGGGCUAUGUCCAGCCCAAUAUAAACAAGAAAUGUGUCAUAUAGUCACAGUGCAUUGAAUGAAUGGUCUGAAACUUCUCAGGUUAAUAGAUAUUAUUAUGAUGAUAUCUAGACAUC
Molecule: messenger RNA, 2041 nt
Organism: Alosa alosa (allis shad)
Lineage: Eukaryota; Metazoa; Chordata; Actinopteri; Clupeiformes; Clupeidae
Source: RefSeq, a predicted model, not a curated record